ACCGCCUCUGUAGGCUGUAGCUAGCUAUCUCUCUGUAUAUCUCCAUUAUUAAUAUCCUUUUCCGUAUCCCUACGUUUCUACAAUACGAUUACGAUAGCAUACCACUCCAUCUACUUGCAUCCACUAGAUUUAUUCUUCACAGCUCUCUCUCUCUUCGCUCUAUAUUUCUCUGUGGGUCAUCUCCAACCUUUUGUCGGUGUUAUCAGAUCUUGCAGAACGCAAACUCUGUGGCUCUCUCACUGGUGCCUUUUCUUCUUUUUUCUUCUUGUUGUCCUUCAACACCAAGUUAAAUAGCAAUUGGGAGUUAUUUAAUUUGUGGGUGUUGUAUCUAUAUUGGAAAAUGUUAAAGCUUUGUGUGUUGGAUGCUUUAUGGUGGUAGUUGGUGGGCUGCCUAAUUGCUUUUGUUCAGCGCGUGAGGUUUUGGAAUUGGAAUCGGAAUUCGAGGAGUGCAUGAAGGAUUUGGUUGUGUGGGUUCUAUGCUGGGUGAAGUUGGGAUUGAGAAUAAGGUGGGAUUGUGGGCUUGUGAUAAGGAGCAGAGGAAGGUGGGGCAAAUGUGGCUGAGUCUUUGUGGAAUUUGAGACCUGGGUUUUUUCUGUUUGUGCUUGAUCUCAGCUGGAUAAGAGUUUUUUAGCUCAGUUUUUCGAGAUUUUGAGUUCUGGGUUUGACACAAAAAUGCAGCAGGAUCACUUGAAGAAGAAUCAAACUGAGAUGGACUUCUUCUCUGAUUAUGGUGAUGCCAAUCGAUACAAAAUUCAGGAAGUUAUUGGAAAAGGAAGCUAUGGUGUUGUUUGCUCAGCAAUAGACACACAUACGGGUGAAAAAGUGGCAAUAAAAAAAAUACAUGACAUUUUUGAGCAUAUAUCUGAUGCCGCUCGUAUUCUUCGUGAGAUAAAGCUUCUCAGACUACUACGACAUCCCGACAUUGUUGAAAUUAAACACAUUAUGCUACCGCCUUCUAGAAGAGACUUUAAAGAUAUCUAUGUUGUUUUUGAGCUCAUGGAGUCAGAUCUUCAUCAAGUUAUCAAAGCCAAUGAUGACCUGACACGUGAGCACUAUCAGUUCUUUCUUUACCAGCUGCUUCGUGCAUUGAAGUAUAUUCACACCGCAAAUGUCUACCAUCGAGAUUUAAAACCGAAGAACAUAUUGGCAAAUGCAAAUUGUAAACUAAAAAUCUGUGAUUUUGGGUUAGCAAGAGUUGCAUUCAAUGAUACACCCACGACAAUAUUUUGGACGGACUAUGUUGCAACUAGAUGGUAUAGAGCUCCAGAACUUUGCGGAUCCUUUUUCUCUAAGUAUACACCUGCGAUUGAUAUAUGGAGUAUAGGCUGCAUCUUCGCUGAGGUAUUAACAGGGAAGCCACUUUUUCCUGGAAAGAAUGUUGUUCACCAGCUGGAUUUGAUGACUGAUCUGCUUGGGACACCAUCAUUAGAUACCAUAUCUCGGGUUCGAAAUGAAAAGGCAAGGAGAUACUUAACUAGUAUGAGGAAAAAGCAACCUGUGUCAUUAGCACAAAAAUUUCUGAAUGCUGAUCCUUUAGCACUACGACUUUUGGAAAGAUUGCUUGCCUUCGAUCCAAAGGACCGACCAACUGCCGAAGAGGCACUUGCUGAUCCUUACUUUAAAGGAUUGUCAAGAAUUGAGAGAGAACCUUCGUGCCAGCCAAUUACAAAGAUGGAGUUUGAAUUUGAAAGGCGAAGGGUCACAAAGGAGGACAUACGGGAGCUAAUUUUUCGGGAGAUAUUGGAGUACCAUCCUCAAUUGCUAAAAGACUACAUAAACGGAACUGAGAGAACUAAUUUCCUCUAUCCAAGUGCUGUUGAUCAAUUCAGAAAGCAGUUUGCACAUCUUGAGGAAAAUGGUGGUAAAAGUGGUCCGGUUAUUCCACUUGAACGAAAGCAUGUGUCUCUUCCGAGGUCCACGAUUGUACAUUCAAAUACGGUCCCUCCCAAAGAGCAACAAAAUUAUGCAUUCUUGAAAGAUCAGAAAAAUGCUGAAGAGGCAUACAAGAAUUCAAGGGACAAUGAAGGAAUUCAUGUAAAUCUAUCAAGAACCAUGCAAACACCACAAAGAAUUUCUUUGGCCAAACCAGGAAGAGUUGUUGGACCUGUUGCACAAUAUGAGAAUGGAAACAUGAUGAAAGAUACCUAUGAUCGAAGGACACUAGUUAGAAGUUCAGUACUUCCUCCUCAGGCUGUCCCUCAUGCUUAUUGUUAUCGCAAACCCGGUGCUGGAAAUCAAGAAAGGUCUGUAGUGGAAGUCGAGAGGGACAUGUCUUCACAAGCCAAGCAAGCUGCACAGUGUGGCAUGGCAGCGAAUGUAGCACCGGAUGUAGCUAUUAGCAUCGACUCCAACCCAUUUUUUAUGACUCGGGUGGGAGUCAGUAAGGUGGAACAUGAUGACAGAAUUGCUGUUGACACAAACUACUUGCAGACGAAGGCCCCAUAUGGUGGGAUUGGCGCUGCGGCUGCCACUGCGGCAGCCCACCGCAAGGUUGGAACUGUUCAAUUCGGCAUGCAAAGGAUGUAUUAGGUGAGCAUUCAACGAGUUGGGUCAUGGUAAUGAUGCAUAAUGAAGUAGUUUAUACAGAGGCAGAGGAGGAAGAUGGAGCACAGUUCAUGCAUGGCAGGAAGGGCUCCAUCGAGGGGAGGAUGGAUAUAAGCACUCCAAGGUGGUUGUGAUGAAUUGAGGCAGUCGGUGCUUUCCUUUAAAGAGCCCGCUUUCUGGGGUUAUGUUAGAUACGAGUACAUUUAUCUUGCUUCAAGAAACUAUAUGUAAGCAAAAUUAUACAAUCAAAUUCAAAAAACGAAACUCUCGGUCCCUUACCUGCGUGUGGAGUUCAUAUGAACAUUAAACAUAACUUGAAUGCAAAGCACGGUUUACCGCUGAUUGCAACAA
Messenger RNA from Prunus dulcis (almond), 2895 nucleotides. Its product is annotated as mitogen-activated protein kinase 20. Gene Ontology annotation, molecular function: ATP binding; MAP kinase activity. NCBI's taxonomy places the organism in Eukaryota, Viridiplantae, Streptophyta, Magnoliopsida, Rosales, Rosaceae. Gene Ontology annotation, cellular component: cytoplasm; nucleus. The record is from RefSeq and is a predicted model, not a curated record. The transcript has 10 exons. The coding region runs from base 673 to 2529 and encodes 618 amino acids. Gene Ontology annotation, biological process: protein phosphorylation; intracellular signal transduction.